GUCAUUACGUCCUCGGGAUCCUGGAACGUGCUCGGAGUGAGACCUCCUCCUCAGAAACAACACUCACAAACAGCGUCGUUACCGGAGGAAGUGGACGGUUAACGGGGAUCUAACGGACAUUUCUGACCGCGGGGCUGUGUGUCAUCGUGUCCUGUGACAUCAAGAUGAUGGAGGAGUUGAACCAGGAGGUGAAGCUGAAGAACCAGUUGAAGGAGGAGAAGAUCCAGCUGUGGAAUCCUCCGUACACCGUCGACGACAACCAGCCGGGAACGCAGCACAUGCAGGAGCUGGCCGAGCGGUACGCCCCUCUGCUGUGUCUCCCGCUGGCGGAGGUAGGAGGCGCUCUGGAGGCGAUCAGACUGCAGGCAGUGAGGAGAGGAAGAGGAAACAAGACGUUCAGGGAGACGAAGGUGGCCACGCUGGAGCUGCUGCUGCCCAGAGACAGCAAGAAGGAUCCAAAGAACAAGAAACACCUGGAGACCAGGCUGGAUGUGUUAGUUCAGGAGGUGGUGGACAGGGUCACAGAGGAAUACGGUCUGAAAUCCAUAAAGCUGAUCCUCAACGGGAAAACUCUGUCUGUAGACCAGCGUCUGGACCAGCAGGGUGUGAAGAACCACAGUAAGAUGAUGGUUCUGAAGGUCAGUGACAACGAGCUGAAACAGCAGCUGAGUGAGGAAGAGGAGAGGACGAAGAACCAGAAUGAGAGUGUGAAGAGGACCCAGAAAGGAUUCCAGAUCCUAUCAGAGAGAGACGGCAGUGAAGACCCAGACACUACUCCUUUCCUGGAGAUCGCUGACCAGAAGGGAAACCCACUGAACAUCCCCCACAAGGAGAAGAAGGCUCUGAUCCUGGCCAUGGGUUUCCACGAGAAGGGUCGGUCUCUGAUGAAGAAGAAGCAGUUUGACAACGCUCUGUGUCACCUGCUGCAGGCCGACCAGCAGUUCAGUAAGUGCGGCUCGGCUCUGCUCAGCUCGGUGGAUAACUUCGCCGUCCUGCAGCUGGACAUCGUGUGGUGCUACCGCGCUCUGGAGGCUCUGUCCUGUCUGGACGACGGGAAGAGUCGCCUGCAGAGGGCCGAGGACUGUUUCCUGCAGUGUUACGGAGAGCAGCAGCAGAGGCUGCGCAUGAUCAAGGGUAACACGGGCAGAGAGGAGGUGUUGUUUCUCCGGCUGUACCUCCUCCAGAGUCUCCUCUCCUACAUCGAAGGAAACGACGCUCAGGCCCGACACCAGCUGUCCAAAGUGGAGUCUCUGUACAGCCGUCUGUCUCUGGACUCAGAGAAGAUGACUCAGCUGAUGACUCUGGGUUUCACUGAGAGAGAAGCUCGCCUCGGCCUCAGAGCGUGUCAGGGAGACCUGCAGGAGGCCGCCAUCCACAUCAGCAACCAGAGACAGGAGCGAGAGGAGCUGAAGCAGAGGGAGAGGAGGAAGAGGAGCAGGAGGAUGGAGGUCAUCUCCACACUCACAGAGCUGGGAUUCUCCAGGACAGACGCCGCCAGAGCGCUGCACCACGCUGACGGAGACGUGGACAAAGCUUACGAGAUCCUCCUGGACUCCAGUCAGGCUGCUCUGGCCACCAACAACAACACAGAGGGGGUCGGAGAGCAGAAGGUGGAGCAGCUGCUGUACCUGGGCUUCGACAGGGGCGUGUCCGAAGCGGCUCUCAGGCUGACCGGCGGAGACGUCCAAUCAGCCACUCAGCUGCUGCUGGACAACCAGGGCGUCCUCUCCCCGGAGCUCCUGUCUGCGUCCCCACCCUCCACCUCCUCCUCCUCCUCCCCCUCCUCCGAGGAGCCCAGCACCUCCUCCAGCUCCACAGCGGACGUGGAGUUGGUGAACGAGGUGUUGGAGGACAUCUCGCGUCACGAGGAGGAUUAUCUGGACCUGACGCUGGAGGAGGAGAGCGAGCUCAUCGCCACCAUGAAGACCUACCUGAGCCGAGGACACACCGUGUGACACUCAGUCCCACUCAGAGACUGCACGCUGCCAAACCAUGAGACAGCACACAGGCACUCCGGCUCACAAAUAAUGAGUCGCAUUUUAUUUUGAAAGUGUUGAACCAGAACUUUAAUUUGUGACACUAAAAUGUUGUUGAAAGCUUCUUCAGCUGGAACAAAGCAGAACUUUUCAGACUGAUUGCUGUUUCUUCUUAUUUUCUCUCUGAAUGGAUAAAUAUUGUUUCUGUUUCUGUUUUCUAAAUGAAAUCACUGGUUGUCUGACCGUUUGUGGAACAAACCAAAGGAAGUUGUUGUGUUUUAAAGACAGCAAUACGUUUUCUCUCUGUGUCUAAACUGAUUUAAAGUGAAACUUUAUUUAAAUUCAUUUAUGUUAACGUUGAGUUCCCUGUGAUUGUCUCAUGUUGAUGGAGCCAAUAAAGAAAAUGAAGGUUUA
Molecule: messenger RNA, 2390 nt
Organism: Dicentrarchus labrax (European seabass)
Lineage: Eukaryota; Metazoa; Chordata; Actinopteri; Moronidae
Gene: nub1
Product: negative regulator of ubiquitin-like proteins 1
Exons: 15
Coding region: 165-1955 (596 amino acids)
Biological process (GO): regulation of ubiquitin-dependent protein catabolic process
Molecular function (GO): protein binding
Source: RefSeq, a predicted model, not a curated record